AUGCGCAUGUGGAAUUUACUUCCCGAAGACGUGAAGAUGGAUUGCAUAGCACGUGUACCGAGAUGCUACUAUACAACUCUCUCCCUUGUUUCCAAAUACUUUCGCUCACUUAUUGCAUCGCCUGAGCUAUAUGCGAGGCGAUCCCUCCUCGGCCGUGCCGAAUAUUGUUUCUACCUAGGGUUUUCUGACACAUCAUCAUCUUAUAUGAGCUGGUAUACAUUCCGCAGCACGGACAAAUGUUUGGCCCGUAUACAAUCCAUCCCUUGUGUGCCUAUACAUUCAAUAUGCGUUGUUGUCGGCUCGAAUAUAUAUAUGAUCGGUGGACUUUACAACAGGAAAGGCACACCAGAUGUAUCAGUCAUAAGUUGUGUAUCUCACAAGUGUGAAAUUCUCCCUAGAUUCCGAAGAAAUGUUGCUGGUCGCUUGCCGAUAGGAUUCUUUGACCGAAAAAUAUACCUAAUUGAUUACUAUGAUGAUCAUGAUCCUAGAAUCAUGGUGUUUGACACGGAAUCGCGCACAUGGGGACUUGGUGGAAGGUCAAAAGUGGAGGCAGAAGAUCGUGUGGUUGGUUGUGUGGGGAUGUCCGGUAAGAUUUAUAUGACUACUACUAAGAACGGCUACAUUUGCCACCUAAAUGAAGGAGAAGGAGGUGCAUGGGAGACAGACGAGAUCAUGAAUUCUGAGCAGUGGAUUGAUCCAUGCAUCUUGGAUGACAUGUUAUAUUCUUAUGAUGAAUAUAAGAACAGUUUAUGC
Thlaspi arvense is the source of this 753-nucleotide messenger RNA. NCBI's taxonomy places the organism in Eukaryota, Viridiplantae, Streptophyta, Magnoliopsida, Brassicales, Brassicaceae. The record is from the annotation of a GenBank genome assembly.